AUGAUGUCCCCGUCACCAAAAUCUCCUGAAGAAAAAAAACUACCAAAUGAUGAAAAUUCAUCUAAUGAUGAAUUAUCUCAUCCACCAAAUCAUACACAACAUGAAUAUAUAGCUUCUGAUGAAUCAGCAACGAAUUCGGAUGAUGAUAAUAAUACAAAUAAUCAAUAUGAAAAUUUUAAUGGUUAUUGUCUUUUACCACAAGAAUCUGAUAUUAAUAAUCAACAACAACAAAAAUAUGAUGAUAGUGAAAAUGAAGAUGAAGAAUUUCUUCGUUUUGCUACACUUCGAUCACAAUCAUCCAUGGAUGAAAAUAAAAAUUUUCCGACAAUUAAUUCAACAACAUUUACAAAUGAAUCUAUUUGGACAACUAAAUUAGAAAGUGAAUCAUUUCCUGUUGAUGAUGAUACAGCUAAUUAUAUUAAAAAUUUAAUGUCUUCAAUAAAAUUGCCUGAAUCAAGUAUACCCAUAUGGGCACAAUAUUGUACAGAACAAGAUUGGCAAGAAAAAUUACAACAGCAAAAUUUUGACUACCCUUCUCGUCAAUACGAACAACAUUCAUAUUGGCAACCAUUAAAUAGUGAGCAAGAAAAUAAUCAACUCACGAUAUUAGAAAAAUCUGAACAACCACAGGAAGAACAACAAAAACACAAACAAUCAUUAACAAAUUUUAUAUCAAUUCAUCGUCCAAACUUUGAUUUAAGUGACGUACCCGAAGAAAAUAGUUCGCUUUCAUCAACAUAUUCAUUGACUGAUACUACUGUAGAAAAUAAUAAUAACGAUAACCAAUCUUAUCUUUUUACAUCAACACCCAUUGUUCCUUCUUUUACGUCAAAUAGUCCAAUAACAAACAAUAAAAUUUUUGCUACAUUGUUAUCUGACCAAAACAAUAAUAAUACACCAUUACCUUUACUAUCAGAUAGUGGAAUCGAUCAAUCUUCCACUAUAUCAAGAGUUGGUUUAACAACUGAUAUUCAACGUAAAGCUGAUGUUUGUCAAUUAAAUAAUAUGUCGGCAUUAUCAUCAUUACGAUAUUCAUCAAAUCUAGGUACUGGUACAAUAAAAUCACAUCCCUAUGAUCAACGAAUUAGUGAUCAAGGUGAUAAAUAUAUAAUACAACUUAAAACGGAUGAAUAUCAAGAAAAUGAAUUUACAGUUACACCACGUUAUUCAUUUAAUCAAUUAAUUAUUGAUGGUAAACAUCGUGAAGAAGAUAGUCUUGGUGGUUAUAUACAUCGUGAAUUACAUAAAAUUUUUAACAUUCCAAAACAUAUCGAUUUAAAUCGAUAUACAUAUUCAUAUGAUAAACAUACACAAGAAUUAAUUAUUGAAAUGCCUUAUAUACAAACAUUAUCAGCUAGUAAGGAAAAUCAAAAUGAUUCAUCAUUUAUUUCACCUAUACGUAAUACAACAGAAUCCUUAACUUAUUUGCAUGGAAAUGUUAAUCGAAAUAGUGGCGGAAAUAUGUCACCAACGGUUGCGAAUCGUUCGAAUUAUCAUUAUGAUAGCAAUAAUACAAGUGGUAUCGGAACCGUAGCAUCUGAUACAACAUUAAUGCGAAGCUCAAAUACAGCUGUUGCACCAAUUUAUGAAUCAUCAAUUGGAAAUACAACACCAUUUGAUUUUGAUUUAUUUCAUCGAUCAGCUUUUCGACCACAAAUUGUUCAAGCAACAUCCGAUGAUGCGAAUAAUGAUAAAAAAUUAAUGAUGUCUUUAGAUCUAAGUGAUUAUCAAGCUGAAGAUAUAAAAGUAUCUGUAAAAGAUCAUGAAUUAAUUGUUAAGGCCGAAAGAAAAAUUGAAACUGAUACACGUAAAUCUCGUACAUCAUUUUUUCAAUCAACUAGUUUACCACCACAAACUGAUAUUGAAAAUCUUCAAUCAAAUUAUAUUGAUGGGAAAUUGGUUAUUGAAGCUCCUUAUAUUGAUCAUAAUAGAAGUGAAAGAAGAAUUAUUAAUACUAGUAGUAGUAGUAGUGACACUAAUCAAGGAAUGAAUUGGCAAACAGUAACUGAAUCACAAGAAAAAACCACCGAUGAUGAUCCAUUCCAACGGCGAACAGAAACUGUUACAGAAUUUGUUCGCGUUCGUCGACUUUGA
Molecule: messenger RNA, 2094 nt
Organism: Rotaria sp. Silwood1
Lineage: Eukaryota; Metazoa; Rotifera; Eurotatoria; Philodinida; Philodinidae
Source: the annotation of a GenBank genome assembly